AUGGCCUCCAUCUCCGACCUCAAGCAGCUCGACCAGCACCUCGCCUCCAGGUCUUACGUCGACGGCAACCAGCCCACCACCGCCGAUGUCGAGCUUUUCAAGGCUCUCGGUGAGGCCCCCGCCUUCUCCCACGUCGUGAGGUGGUACAAGCACAUUGCUUCCCACUCUGCCGACUUUGCCUCCCUCCCCGCCGGCAAGUCUCCCAUCACCCUCGGUGCCUCUUCUUCCUCUGCCCCUGCCGCCGCCCCUGCCGCUGCCGAGGACGACGACGACGAGGUCGACCUUUUCGGCUCUGACGACGAGGAGGCCGAUGAGGAGGCUGAGCGAAUCAAGGCCGAGCGUGUCGCCCAGUACACCGCCGCCAAGGACGCUAAGACCCAGGAGAAGCUCGCUGCCGGUAAGACUCUUGCGGUCGCCAAGUCUGUCGUCACUCUCCAGGUCAAGCCUUGGGAUGACGAGACCGACAUGGCCGAGAUGGAGGCUGCUGUCAGGGGUAUCGACAAGGACGGUCUUGUCUGGGGUGCUUCCAAGCUUGUCCCCGUCGGUUACGGUAUCAAGAUGCUCCAGAUCACCCUCGUCAUUGAGGACGACAAGAUCUCUCUCCAGGACCUCGAGGAGGAGAUCCAGGAGUUCGAGGACUACGUCCAGUCCACCGACAUUGCUGCCAUGCAGAAGCUUUAA
Cryptococcus wingfieldii CBS 7118 is the source of this 681-nucleotide messenger RNA. RefSeq names its product elongation factor 1-beta. NCBI's taxonomy places the organism in Eukaryota, Fungi, Basidiomycota, Tremellomycetes, Tremellales, Cryptococcaceae. Gene Ontology annotation, cellular component: eukaryotic translation elongation factor 1 complex; cytosol. The transcript has 3 exons. The coding region runs from base 1 to 681 and encodes 226 amino acids. Gene Ontology annotation, molecular function: guanyl-nucleotide exchange factor activity; translation elongation factor activity. The record is from RefSeq and is a predicted model, not a curated record. Gene Ontology annotation, biological process: translational elongation.